Messenger RNA from Closterium sp. Yama58-4, 3888 nucleotides. The record is from the annotation of a GenBank genome assembly. Lineage: Eukaryota; Viridiplantae; Streptophyta; Zygnematophyceae; Desmidiales; Closteriaceae.
AUGUUAUGCCUGAGGAAGCAUUGCCUAUCAUUCGUUUCUUUCAAUCGCCUCUUGUCUUCUGGUGCCGUGUGGCUUCCUUCGAGCGACGCAGAAGCGGCGGAGGUCAUCUGCGCGUGGUGCGGCGGCGGAUUCGUGGAGGAGUUGACAGCUGGCAGCGACAUCGACGGCGGAGAGCACGGCGGCCACCACAGAUGGAGCCACCGCGGAUUCGACCACACGCGCGCUGCUGCUGCUGCCGCGCUUGACCUAACGGAGGAGCAUGCCAGCAACGCGCAUGCCGGCGCGUCGAGCGGGUUCGCGAGGGAGGCUCGUGAGAGCCCGUUCGCGUGGGACGGCGAGAGCGCGGGCGAUGCGGAUGUUAGCGCAGGCGAGACCGCCGGGGUCGCCGCCGGCGCGUCGCUCCGCCCCGAGCGGCCUUUCCGCGGAUUCGUCCGCCGGCGGCACGUCGGCGUGGGUGCUGACGUCAGGUCCCCAGGCCCGUCUGCUGGCGAAGCAGCGUUUCGGGAGUCCAGCGGGUGGGGCGUGCGACCCGCCGACGAUGACGCCCGCGCUGCGGCUGCCGCCGCUGGCGUUAGCCGUAGUGGCAGCGGUGGCGGCGGCGGCGCCGCCAGUGGUGGUCCUUCCGCUGCUGCCGCUUCCGCUGCGGCUGGAGCGAGCGGCGAAGCGGAGGAGGGCGGCGAGCGGCACGGCGCAGCGCGGAGGCUGGAGGGCGCGUAUCUGGGGCUGGCGAGGAUGCUGCGAGACAUGGAGGACCGUGUUGACCACGAGCGACUUGUUGACGUGGCCAGUAGGGAACCAACGUUCGGUGCUGCGUACGGCAGAGGGGGACUGACGGGAAGGGCAGGGGGAGCGGCGUCGGCGCGGGUGGGGGGCGCGCGGGCCCGGCGAUUCGGAGGGGCCGAGGACGCGGGGGGCGGGGUGGCGGCGUCGUUGCUGGGCGUGCGGAGCGAGGCAGAGGCGUCGCCGAUCCUGGAGUUCAUGGAGCGACGCAUGAGCCGCGAACACACGUUGCGGCGCCUGCUGGCGCGCCUUGAGUCGCUCAAUGCCAUCGUCGGCGGCCAGCUGCUGGGCGGCGCCGUUGAGGGCGGCGCAGCGGGCGGCAUAGCGGGCGCGGUGGGGGAUUACUUCUUCGGGGACGACUUUGACGCGCUUGUCGAGAGGAUUUCCGCCGACGACGCCGUCAGCACGCGCAACCCGCCCGCCUGCCCGGCGGCCGUUGAGGCGAUGCUGGUGCGCGUGGUGACCGCUGCUGACGUGGCGCAGCGGGAGGCGGCGGACGAGGGCGAGCACGGGGAGGGCGGCGGGCUGAUGGACCCGUGCGCCAUCUGCAAGGACGACUACGAGGCGGGCGCCGUCACGCGGCAAAUGCCGUGCCGCCACGUGUACCACUCCGAUUGCAUCCUGCCGUGGCUGCAGCGGCACAACACGUGCCCCGUCUGCCGCUUCGAACUGCCCACCGCCGACGCGCAGGACGCGCCGCAGCAGGGGCAGGGGCGGGGGGCGGAAGGAGCAGGGGGGACCAGCGCGGGCGGGGGAGCGGAUGCUGGUGGCGGCGGCGCAGCAGGGGGAGGCGAGGGGGAGCGCGGCGACGUUGAGUGGCAUGAGAUGCAGUGGGAGGGCGGGGAGCGCGGCGAGGGCGAGUGGGGCGGCGGGGAGAGCAGGGACGGGGGCGGCGAUGGGUGGGACAGCACGGAGAGCGGGGAGAGGGGCCGCGGAGGGUGGAGCGGCGGACGGGUGCAGCAGCAGGCGCAGGGGCGGGAGGUGCAGCGAGUGAGUCAAGCGGGACGCGCGCUGUGGGGUGGCGCGGGGCAGAUGCAUGCAUGGGCGGACAUUACAGGGGGGGCGGAGAGGCGAGGGGGCAGCAGAGGAGGCAUGGAGAGCGGCGUGAGUGAGUGGGGAAGGCCGUGGGACGCGCAGCAGCACAGCAGCGAGGAGGGCAGUGCGUGGUGGCGACAGGCAGGGGCGGAGGGCGCUGGUCACAGCGCCACGUGUGACAUCAGCAGUGACGGGGACAGAGCACGUGAUGCGGCGAAGGCGGCAGGGAGAGGGUCGAGUCGAGUGGAGGAGGCAUUGCGACGAGCGACAGUGAUUGCCGAGAACUGGCACUGCCUCACGUGCGAGUCUCUCCGAUCCCUCAAUCACGAUAAAUGCGGGAUCGGAAAAAGGCAUUAUCUAAGUGUCUGCCUGCAUUCCACUGUGUCGAGUUUUCACUCGUUCCUUUCCAGCAACAAACAGCAUUCUUCCCGCGUCGUCCUACUAGCAGCGCGACUGGGUUGGCUGUUCCCAGCGAGCGACGCAGCCAUGGCUGACGUGUCGACAGCGGCGGUGGGGCACGAUGCAGUGGGUGCGCCCGGCGAGUCGAUGCGCGGCGUGACGGGCCGCGAGCCCAUCUUCUCGCGCGACGUGGGGCUGGACGAGGGCGACUCGCUCUUCCCGCUGCCCGUCGACUCGGAGCACAAGGCCAAGAAGUUCAAACUCUUCAGCGCGGCGCGGCCGCACAUGCGCGCAUUCCACCUGUCGUGGAUCGCCUUCUUCCUCUCCUUCUGCUCCGCCUUCGCCGCGCCGCCGCUGCUGCCGGUGAUUCGGGAUAACCUCGACCUCACGAAGGCCGAGAUCGCCAACGCCGGUAUCGCCGCUGUCGUCGGCGCCGUCGUCAGCCGUCUUGUCAUGGGCACGGUGUGCGACCUGGUGGGGCCGCGGUAUGGCACGUCGUUUCUGCUGAUCGUGACGGUGCCAUGUGUGGCGGCCAUGGCGUCCGUCACCAACGCUGCGGGGUUCAUCAUCUGCCGCUUCUUCAUCGGCUUCGUCCUUGCAACAUUCGUGUCAUGCCAGUACUGGAUGUCGUCCAUGUUCAACUCGCGCAUCGUGGGGCUGGCCAACGGCACGGCGGCGGGGUGGGGCAACCUGGGCGGGGGAGCCAUCCAGCUGGUGAUGCCGCUCAUCUACUCGCUUAUCACGGACGUCAUCAAGGUGCCCGCCUUCACCGCGUGGCGCCUGUCCUUCUUCGUGCCCGCCACGGCGCAGACCAUCAUGGGGCUGCUGGUGCUGCUGCUGGGGCAGGACUGCCCCGACGGGCAGUACCUGGACCUGGCGAGCAAGGGCGUGAGGAAGAUGGACCAGCCGCUCAAGGUGCUCAAGACGGCGUGCCUCAACUACCGCACCUGGGUGUUUGUCAUAACGUAUGGCUACUGCUUCGGCGUGGAGCUGACUGUCGACAACGUGAUCGCCGAGUAUUAUUACGACCGCUUCAACCUCAACCUCAACACGGCCGGGCUCAUCGCCGCCUCCUUCGGCCUCAUGAACAUCUUCUCUCGCCCCAGCGGCGGCAUCCUCUCCGAUGUCGCUGCCCGCUGGUUCGGCAUGCGCGGGCGGCUCUGGAACCUGUGGCUGCUGCAGACGCUGGGCGGCGUGUUCUGUCUGGUGCUGGGGUACAUGAACGACCUGUGGUCGUCGACGCUGGUGAUGCUCAUCUUCUCCUACUUCUGCCAGGCCGCCUGCGGCGCCACCUUCGGCAUCAUCCCGUUCGUGUCGCACCGCGCGCUGGGCAUCGUGUCAGGGUUCACGGGGGCGGGCGGCAAUGUGGGUUCGGCCAUCACGCAGGCCAUCUUCUUCAAGGGCGCGUAUACGACGGAGCAGGGGCUGGCGUACAUGGGCGUGAUGAUCAUCGCGUGCACGCUGCCUGUGGUGGCCGUGUACUUCCCCCAGUGGGGCUCCAUGCUCACUCCGCCCUCGAAGCGUCCGUCGGCCACGGAGGAGGCGUAUUACGCGGGGGAGUAUUCGGAGAAGGAGCAGGCCAAGGACAUGCACUCCAGCGGACUCAAGUUUGCUGAGAAUGCCAAGUCAGAGAGGGGUCAGACGGUGCCCGUCACAGAGGACCUGCCACGGUGA